Morone saxatilis (striped sea-bass) is the source of this 861-nucleotide messenger RNA. Its product is annotated as chymotrypsin-like elastase family member 2A. Gene Ontology annotation, molecular function: serine-type endopeptidase activity. The transcript is spliced from 8 exons. NCBI's taxonomy places the organism in Eukaryota, Metazoa, Chordata, Actinopteri, Moronidae. The coding region runs from base 18 to 821 and encodes 267 amino acids. Gene Ontology annotation, biological process: proteolysis. The record is from RefSeq and is a predicted model, not a curated record.
CCACAUACUCUACAAUCAUGAGGAGCCUGGUGCUUCUCACUUUUCUGAUAGCUAGCGCAUAUGGAUGUGGCCUUCCCACUUUCCUUCCUGUGCUGAGCAGGGUGGUGGCAGGGGAGGACGUCAAGCCUCACAGUUGGCCCUGGCAGAUCUCGCUCCAGUCAGACAGCAGUGGGCGCUGGAGGCACGUCUGUGGAGGCAGCCUCAUCUCUUCUGACUGGGUCCUCACUGCUGCACACUGCAUCAAUGACCGCUACAACUACAGAGUGGAGCUGGGUAAACACAGCCUGAAGACAAGCGAGGAGGGCUCAGUAGUUCGGAGGGCAGCUACAAUCAUCACUCAUGAGGACUACAACACCAUGCUAAGCCGUAACGACAUUGCCCUGAUCAAGCUGUCUUCCCCCGUCACCUUCUCUGACACAAUCACGCCCGCCUGCAUCCCAGACCGGGGCGUCGUCCUUCCCCACGGCGCUCCCUGCUAUGUCACCGGCUGGGGUCGACUCUCUACCAGCGGCCCUCCGGCUGACAUCCUGCAGCAGGCUCUCCUGCCAGUGGUUGGCCAUGAUACCUGCUCACAGCCCGACUGGUGGAGCGUCCUGGCAACAGACAAGAUGGUGUGUGCCGGAGGGGACGGCAUCACUGCUGGGUGUAACGGAGACUCCGGUGGCCCCCUAAAUUGCCAGAACCCUGAUGGCUCCUGGGACGUCCACGGCGUGGUGAGCUUCGGUUCUGGUCAGGGCUGCAACGUCUUCCAGAAGCCCACAGUCUUUACACAAGUCAGCUCCUACAUACACUGGAUGAACACAGUUAUGACCAACUACUGAAGAAGCUAUUCAGGUGCUUUGGUCAGCAAUAAGAACAACU